UCGCACGUCAGUCAGAUUUACGCAGGUGGCGUGGACAGACGUGCGGGUUGUGGAACUUUCUUUUGUGUAAAGAACAUUGACAUUAAUAUUUUGAUUAAUUUAUGUUCAAGUAAAUUAAAUUAAAAAUGUGAAUAGGACAGUGAAUAAACAAAGUAUGCAACGAAAGUGAUGGUACAGUUUGUUAAAAAUAAUAAGUGUUAUUUAAAUUAAAAAAAUCGAUUCAUGCCUUUCCACAAAGGUGUUUUUCCAGCUCCGUCGAAAAUUUCAUGUUUGUUUUAACAAAUACUUAACAUGCACACGGUUUAAUUGUAGAUUAAAUCAGAAAAAAAACAUUCGUGAACGUUUCUAUUGUCUGCACAUGUUAAAACAACGAUUUAAGUGAAGGAGCCUAUAAAAAGUGAGUGAAUCUCGGGCCAGUGGAGGCUGCGAAUGCGAUCUCUUUCGUCAUCGACACGAGCACAAAUAGAGUGGGCCGACUGCGACUCGGCUUGAGGCGGUUGGCGCGUCGUGCGGUGUGCUGAGCGAUGGUAGAGGGCCGACGCGCGCGCUCCCGGCAUGGCCGCCCUCUCCUGCUACCAGCCCUGCCGCUCGCACCUGGCGCAGCCCGCUAGGUGCUUUGACGACGAGGAGUACUCGUCGGCGACUCUGUCGCUGCGGCGGCGGCAGGAGCGAUGCGAUUCCCGGCGACGCGAGCCCCUCCCUGAGGUGUCGGUGCAGCGCACGCGCGAGCAGCUCGCCAAGCAUGCGGCGCAGACGCUGCCCGCGCGACGCCUGAACCACGACGGCUGGGCCAAAGUCGAGGAGGUGCGGAAGAAGUUCGAAGGCGCUGCCACUGCGACUUCCUACUCGCGAUCCUUCGAAUCACCACCCAGGCGUCGUUUGGCGGACUCGCUGUUCGCUUCGUUCAAGCUCCCGCGCAAGAAGGAGAUGUCAGCGCCGCGCGCGCCGCAGCCGCAGCAGAAACGCAAGUCCGCGGUCGAGCUGCUGGCCGAGACCAAGGCGUUCUACGUCAAGUCCGAGACGGUCCUGGACAGGAAGCAGGAGCUGCCGCUGAGAGUGAGCAGUGGUCUAAGCCAGGCGAUCGCUGCAGGCGGCUGUCACCUGGUCAGCUCGGGCGCUCUCAACGAUGCCUGCUGUAACCCCUACGCCCGCAUCACGGGCAGCCGGCGCGCGGUGAGCGCGGGGGAGGGGCUGCAGAACACGCUGCGCCGCCUGCUCGAGCACGCCGACAGCAGGGAGAACGUCUACCUGCCGCCGUACGUCUCGCAAAAACUGUUCUCCGAGUCCCGACGGCUGAAGGACUCGUAUCCUGAGCGGGAGCGGUCUCAGCACACGUCAGGGGCGUACUCAGGCACGUCAUCGUCGGGCACCUCGGGGGGCCCCCGCGACGAGAGAAAUCGGCACAGCUUCGGCGACGCGAGGGUCUUCUUCCCCGAGUCCUUUGUCAUCCCCCGUCAGAGGCCCGAGGUCGUUGUGAAGAGCGCGUAUUCUAUACCGAGUCCCGAGUCGAGUCCCCGCGAUGGUCUGCCGGAGCUGUCCCGCAGCGGCGACCAGCUCGACACCAUCAGCCCGCCGGCAGAAUACGCCCACUCCGCGCCCAGAUAUAUCAGAUCAAAUUCUCACUCAGCGCCGAGCGCGCGCGAGGGCGACGCCACCAACAUCAACAGCCACAAGUCGCUGCCGGACUUGCAUGCGCAGGCGCAUGGAUACCCCGAGCAUGCGAACCCGGUGGUGGGAUCCGAGUCGACGGGGCGGUCGCCGCGCCGCCGCCGGCACUCCGCGCACCAUCGCACCGCCUCAUGCUCCUCCAAAGGAACGAGAUCGAAUCAUUCGUCGUUAAUGUCGUCUUGCGACGCGUUCUCCGAGCACCCCUCACCCGGCGAAGAGAACUAUCAGUCAUAUAAUAGUCGUUGCGGGUCGUCGUUUGCGCGUGACUCGGGCGGCUCGAGCGGGCACUACACGCAGCGCAGCGCGCCGCCGCACGCACACGACGUUAGGCCGAGCCGGUACGCGUGGCCCGCUAGCGGGGGCGGAGGGGGCGGAGGGGGCGGGGCGGAGCCGGUUUACGUGUCCGCGCCGCCGCAGUUCCAAGAUGGCGCGCCGUCGCCGCCGCAGUACGCGCACGCGCACGCCGCGCCGCACCCCCCGCACACGCCGUCACGAGUCGGUAUACACUUCCAGGCGAGCGCCCCGCCCCCGCAGUUCCAGGACGAGCCGCCGGCGCCGGUGUACGACUACGGCGACUACGACUGCACCUACAAGGCGCCGCUCAAGUGCCUCAACGUCGGCAGGAAAGACUACAGCAAGACGAGAGAGUACUCCAGAUACCACGAGCCGAACACGGAGGUAGUGAACAAGCAGCCGCAGUACCAGGAGAUGCGCAUGCGACCCAACAUCGACGAGAAGAAAGACUACGUUAACGCGCCUCAGGUGUGUCAAACAGAGGAGGUGACGUCGCCGCUCGGCACGUUCAAACGCCAAAGAUGUCUGCGCUACAAGCAGAGGAGGCCCAGGCCCAUACUGCGCUCCAAGUCCGAUAUCUCCGACAGAUACCGUCGGUCGGACACGGGCUCCGCCCCGGGCGAGGCGUCGCCGGGCUCCGGGUCGUCGGGGGGCUCGGCGCUGCAACACUUCUUCGACAACCUGGGGCUGGAGGGGCGCGCGUUCGACGCCCUGUUCCGCGACCCCCCCGCCAGCCCCGUGUUCUUCUCCUCCGCAUCUACGGUGGACUCCAACCAGCUCGCCGCGACCGCCGAUUAUACGGUGCAAGGUCCCGGCGUGCAGAAGCAGAUCUACCGCAACACGGAGCCCCCCAGCGUCGUCGAGAGGAACGCCCGCAUCAUCAAGUGGCUGUGCCAGUGCCGCAAGGCGCAGAUGCAGACCCCGCAAUAGUCGCCCCUAUCCCCUUCGCAUAAGGUCUAAAAUACGUUCAAACUAAAACACACUUCCGAUGACGUCAGUCGACGUUCGAAAUUCAAGUCUUUUGACAUACCAAGGCCCAAUUUCACAAACGACUAUGAAAAUUAAUACUCGAUUCAACUGAUUUGUUUUUCAUAUGAAUGAAAGAGAAGACUUGACAAGUUUUUAACAUGCUGUUAACACUAAGAGGCGUAGGUGAAAUUGGGCCUAAAAGGCCUAAUUGUAUAGUAAUCUUGUUAAAGAUACGUAGUUCUUCGCUACAUAAUAUACAAAGAUAAAUAAUAAUUAGGAAUAAAAUUGUUCAUGAAAAUUAUAUCAAAUAUCUACGGAUAAGAACUGAGAGAUUGAUUUUCCUAUGAGGCGUGUUUUUCAACAAAUCACAUCUUUAGACUUCCAAGACAAUUUAGAUGUUUCUCUGCAUAAUGCUUCGGGUGUGGAGUGAGGAUUUCUAUUUCAUUUAGGUAAUAUCUAAUCCUUACCGAGCACCAAUUAUUCUAAAUUUAAACCUAAACUGCCAUUUUAUUGACUCUAGCGUUUAUAUGUUUUAAUCUACAUGGCAUUUAAAAACCAAAAUGUAAAAAUCUUUUAUUUAUUUCCUAAGACUAAUAUAAGGACGGUUCUAAAAUAAAUUUUACUUAGAGGACUAAGUAAUUAGAGUAUUUUUAAAUAUUUAAAUUAAAAAAGAUUUCUAAUCAACCGUAAAACGUACAAGAUUUGAGCUUAGAGUAAAGAAAUAUCGUUGAAGUUAAAGUUGUUGUUUAAAGCAAUUAAAUAAAGAUUGUAACUUUAAAAAGUAUUUUAAAAGUAAAAUUUCAAUUAAAAUAAUACUUAAUGAACAACAU
This is a messenger RNA of Aricia agestis (brown argus), 3761 nucleotides long. RefSeq lists its product as uncharacterized. Lineage: Eukaryota; Metazoa; Arthropoda; Insecta; Lepidoptera; Lycaenidae. The record is from RefSeq and is a predicted model, not a curated record. Bases 556 to 2892 code for a protein of 778 amino acids. The transcript has 18 exons.